Messenger RNA from Syngnathus typhle (broad-nosed pipefish), 4662 nucleotides. RefSeq names its product BRD4-interacting chromatin-remodeling complex-associated protein. Gene Ontology annotation, biological process: positive regulation of DNA-templated transcription. The record is from RefSeq and is a predicted model, not a curated record. NCBI's taxonomy places the organism in Eukaryota, Metazoa, Chordata, Actinopteri, Syngnathiformes, Syngnathidae. The transcript has 13 exons. Gene Ontology annotation, cellular component: SWI/SNF complex.
AUGGAUGAUGAAGACGGGACUUGUCUUCUUGAUGUUUUGUGUGACCCCCAAGCCUUGAACGACUUCCUUCAUGGGACGGCUGAGCUGCACAGCGAAGACCUGCUCCUUAGCGCCUCCUCUGGGGAGACGUCUCUUUUCGCAGAUGCCCCGAGUCCCGUCUCGUUGCUGGGGGAUGACAGAGGCUCCCCGAGUACGCCGCCGUCCGGCUGCGUGGAUCUCUCAUUCCUGGAGGAGGCCCUCCUCUCGUCACCCGAGGGGGCAGAUGACCUCGGGCAGGUGGAGGAGCCGCAGUAAGAAGAGGAAGUGGCCUGCUGCGACAUCCUGCAGCAGAGUCUGAAGGAGGCCGAUAUCACGGAGCAGACCGUCGCCCAAACGGGGGACUUGCUUUACCCGCCUGUGCUAACUCCCCCCGCGGUGCCGUUUGUAACAAAGCCCGGCGUGAUGGCCUUGCCCAGAGACACUCAGGCGGCCGUGGAGCCGCCGCAACCCUCCCUGCUGGCCGUGGGGCCGGGGUGCCCCUCUCUAAAACCCGCCGCACCUCCUCAGCUGAUGGGGCUACUACCUGGGAAUGUUUUUCCCGCCCCCUCGCCGGAGACUUCCUUGGUUCAGGGUUCCGGUAUGAUCCUCCACAAAGCCGUGAGCUCCCGGCCUCUUGUCGCCCCGGCCCCGGGGAUCGUCCUGCAGCGGGCACGCCAUCCCAUCCAACCCAAGCUGCCCAUCAGCAUCCAACCAAGACUGGUCCAGAUCAGCCCAAAGCCGCUAGGGCAAACACCCGCGCCGGGUCUUACGCUCGUUUCCGGGACGGCCUCGCCAAAUAUUCUCCUUUCCCAGAAGCCUUCCACACCAACCCCCGAGCCGCUCCCCAAACCUGUCAGCCUGCAGCUGCUCAACCAAGGCGGAUCCUUCAUGCUCCAGCCUCAGGGACUCUUUCAAGGCAAAAACCAGUUCCUUCUCCCGGGUCAGCCCCAGGUGACCAUCACCCAGCCCGCUGCAGGACCUCUUCUGACCGCCGCCCCACCAGGCCCGCAAGUGUCUCCCUUCAACGGGCAGCUCGUCGAUGGCUCGCAGAUCCUAACCAUGCCCCAAAGACAGCUCAACUUCAGCCCCGUGUUCACCACCACGGGGCAGAUCGCCCUCGGCCAGGCCGCCAUAUUCUCCCCUACUGUCUUCCAAAUGCCGGCGCAGCUCGCCGGGAGCUACGUGAACGGCGGGCAGGGGCAGAGGGCCGCGCUGGUGCACGGACCGGGCCUGGGAAACCACAUCACCUUGAUCAACGGCUCCAGGAUGCUCCCCUCGGACCUGGCUGCCAUCUCCAUUGUCAAUACGCCCUCGGUGGUGCAGGGCCUGCCUUUCGCGGCUCAGCCCGCACAGGCGGCCGUGACAGACGCCCAUCUGGGCCUCCAGACGGCUUCGGUGGUGCUUUUACCCGAGAGAAGUAUCCCAGAGGAGAGGAAUGGCUCGGAGGAAAGUUUUCAUCAACAGCGCUUAGGUCAGGUGAUCCAGCAGCAAGUGUCGGUGCAGCCCGCCGCCCCCUCGCCACCCGUCCUGCCGCCCCCACCGGAAUCGCCUACGACUCCCGACGUAGCCCAAGUGGUGGAGGAUGUGGCCCAGUCCCUGAGUCGGAACCAAGUCUUAAUGCAACAACUAAAACAGCAAGCGCUCGACUCUCCUGUCACCUCUGACCUGUUGGUCGGAAUGGUGCCGGCGGUCCCGAUGGACUCUCUGACCCCGCCGGAGGACAACGAGCAACAGAGCCAGCCAGAGACCACCAUGUCUGACCCGUGUGCAGAUGUCUUGCCGCUUCCCUCCGACUCAGAGGGCACGCUGGGCUCGUCCCCUUCGCUCCAGGACUCGGCCACAUUUCCUGAUCCGACCCCCCUCCCUGGACUAGAGAGCUCGGAGGCUUUGUUCAUCCACGAUGGAGGUCCGCUUUCCUCGCCAUGCCAGGUCCUGCCCUCUGAGCCUUCUUUGGCCCCCGGCCUCCCAGUGCCUCAACAGCAGGCGGAGCCCUCAGCUGGAGAGAGGGUGGACACUCCAGUCCAACAGCACACACAAAACACACCGACAGCUGCCUUGGUCGUCGAGAGCGAUGUACAGACUCCCGAUAUCCGGUCACCAUCUCCCAGCACACGGGAGCAUCACCUUCCUCCGGAGGGUGGUCAGCAGCUGGCAGGCGUCGAGCUGCAGCCGGAGGAAAGUUUAACACCAGCAACCCGACAACACAGGUUCCAGCAACUGCUUUGCUCGGACCACCUGGCGGUCCAGCUCCCGUGUACCGGCCCUGCCUUCUGCUCCGUGACGGAUGCUGCCCGCCGUCUGUUGCCGUACCACGUCUGCGCCGGACACCCGCCCUCUCAGGAGGAUUUAUCUUUAGUGGACCAGGAGUUCGACACGGUGUCGGGGUUCCUGCUGAAGCGCACUAAAGACAUGGUGAACAAAUACAGGCAGCUGCUGGUUAAGGAAACAUGGCAGGAGAGUCCGUCUGCUGAGAUGGUCAUGCUGGAGCGUCUCUUCCUGCAGGCAGAACGCUUUUCCCUGGGGGAGGACAGGCGGCGGGCACACAGAGACCCGGAGGCUUUCCUGAUGUCCUUGACGUCUUCAGCAUCUUCCUCGCACUCCCCGGGGACCUCCCAGCCUCCGCCGCCUUCCCAGGCCCCAACCUGGACCAGACUGUCAGAACGCCCGCCUGGCCUGAAGACGUACCGCUCCAGCUCACGUGGGGCUCUCAGGCUCACCAUCAAGCAGGAGUGCGGCUCUCGCAAGGUGGUGCACAGUUCCAUUGGCGAGUCUGGGCUCAAGCGGGAUCACGCGGGGAACCUGUCCAACGGCGGAGCGGCACGGCAUUCUCGCCGCCAUGACAGGAUCCCCAACGGAGCAGAAUCCAAAAAGAAAAAGCUUCUUUCAGCGCCAACCCCGCGGAUGAAAUGCCUCAGGCUGGACGCCCCGCCGCCCCCCCUUAGCCCGCCGCUACGGGAAGACAGCGUGCUCAGCGAACAUCUCCAGAGCGCCAUCGACAGCAUUCUGGAGCUACAGCGCCUGCAGGGAGCGCCGGCGGGCCCUCUCAACAUGGCCCCUGACCAGCCUGUCACCAGCGCCUCAACUUGUGAGGCUCCACGAGGACAUUGGAACUCCCAGCUGAGCCAACCAAAGGCUUGACUUUUGUCUGUUGCUAGGAACAGUUUAAUCCGUGUAACAUUCAUUUUUCAUUUUAAAUUGGCAAUUGUAAAAUUGACUAAAUUUAUUUAGUUUUAAAUCACAAAAAUUAAGAAAUAUUCUAAAAAUGAUUCUAGUUCAAUUUGGGCUCAAAUUAAAUAUUGGUGAACAUUUUAGCUCGAUUUUUGAUAUUUAAAUUGAUUGUGUUUGUGAGCCAGAAGUCUGUAAAAGAGUAUUUAGUAAUGAUCUCGUUCACAAUAUUUUUUUAAUUGCCAAUUGAAAAUGAAGGUAUGAUACACAGAUUGAUUCAAUUGCUUGUUUGGAAAUGAGGAAAUAUGACAAAGAAAAAGCACUAUGAAUAGUUAGCUUAGGCGUUAGCUACAUUUUAGUGUACCUUUGUGGUGAUAGAUAAAAAAAAAAAAAAAGUCUAUUUGGAUAGGGGCUCUAUGCUUUCCGUAGUAGUUUAGUUUAUUUAUUUUUAAAAGAAUUCUUUCCCAGCAGUGCCAAGCUUCCAGGGUAUUUAUUUUGAUAACACGUACCAAUGUUUCAAGUCAAAGUAACUCCAAAGAACUCGUUACACCCCCAAACACACCAGCAACUUUUGGGUCCUUUCGGGGAAACCCGGACCACUACAAGACUCGCCGUAGCUCAAACUGUGAAAAGUUCCCGCUCUUCUGUCCCAGCGAGAGAGACGAGAACAAUGUUGGAUGUUUUUGUAAAGCAAUAAUGAAGGACGGAGAAGGCAGAGGGACAGGAGGAUCUCGCUUGUUGGUCUUCAGUUUUGUAGAGAUGUGGACUUGGACGAAACAAGUAAACUGGGAAUUAUUAUAGACUUGGACCAAACUUUGCAUUUGAGCCGUUUAACUCCUGAGUUUCCAGAGCCUUGUCUCUGGAUGAAACCAUUCAGGACACUGAACCAAAUCACUCCAUGCUUCUGUUGACCACUUGGGAGCUUUUGUUGACGUGACAAUCUUUUUUUCAUUCAUCCAUAAAAUUUCUCCCCUAUAUCAGCGAUUGACUGGCAAAUACAUGACAGUGAGUUUUUCACAACCAGACUUGGACUCAACCCCUUGAGGACUCCCCGUGACUUCUAACAUGUUCGCUCCUUGAAUGGUCGCAGUAAAAAUAUGCAGUACUUUACUUUAGCACGCAAAACCUUGGGCGGAAAUGUCCUCCAAGGUUUUAACUGGAGGUUUUCAUAGGAAUGCAGUUUAAAAAAGAAAAAAAAAUAGAUGUCAGAGUGACUUUUCACUCCUUGCUACCGCCACUUUUCUAAAAACAAAAAUGGCGUCAGAUAAACGGAAGCCCUUUCGGAAGGAGCCGCCUCGUGUGCCGUUGUUGCAGUCGUCCGUUUCCAAACGAUCCGCCCAGUCCUCUUUGGGUACGAGUUCCAGGGACUGAUCGUUCUCAUGCCAAAAUCGAGAGGCCUUAACCCAGCAUAGCUUGGAUUGUAAACAACGAUACGUGUGAACGUCUCCAAACGAUUGAUACCAUUUUUUUUUUUUAAUU